AUGUGGGGAGAUGAAAAUGUUGUUGUGGGAUUUAGCUCUUCGAGUGCAAACUCGUCUCAGAGAAACAACAUCCACUCAUGGAGUUUCGAGUCAAGAAUCAUGCCGCGAUGGAUGCAUUCUGAACCCUUGGAUCCACAACAGUCUGUGGGUAAGGAAGAAGAGAGGAAAGUUCACACGGUGAGAAUUGUUUCCGCAUUGGCGUUUGGCACUGGAUGUGGAGCUUUGGGGGCAAUGCUCGUGUUGAUCUUGUGGGCUGUGUUGGGAGAUAGGCGCCCCAUUGUGCCAGAGGAGUUGGUCUCGCAAUCUAAGGAGUCGGAGUGCAAGAAGUUUGGUGUUUCUGUAGAUAAAACCGUCAAAGAUGGUAAGGUUUUAGGUGCUUGA
This is a messenger RNA of Salvia hispanica, 381 nucleotides long. The record is from RefSeq and is a predicted model, not a curated record. NCBI's taxonomy places the organism in Eukaryota, Viridiplantae, Streptophyta, Magnoliopsida, Lamiales, Lamiaceae.